GCUCCCGCUCCGCUGCGCUCCCCCCGCACGCACAUUGUCCGGGCGGCGGCGGCGGCACGGAGCGCCCCGGCGCCCGGUGCCAAUGCGGGGCGGGCGCGGCACGCCGGGGGAGCCUCCGCCACCGCGGUGGAAACUUCACCUCGCCGCCGGUCCGACGCACGGCUGAGCGCGGCGGGAAGCCCCGGGCGGUGGAGGGGCGGGGGGGGGAAUCGCUCGAUUCGGUGGUCGAGUUUGUUUUUUUUCCCCCCGGAGAGGAGGGGGGAAAGAAAAAAACAACAACCCAAACCCAAACCAAACGCAAAACAGCGCUAUUCCACCGCAAACUUCCGCCGCCCUCCGCAGGACGCGCAUCCCGCCCGGGGGGACUUGAGCCAUCCCCAGAGCUGAGGACCCUAUUUCUCUGCAGGGCCAGUUAGCCAUCCAGAGGGUGGUGGUGCUCCUGGAGGCCCUGAGCUGGGGUCAGCUGGAAGAUGACCGAGUACAAGCUGGUAGUAGUGGGAGCUGGAGGCGUCGGGAAGAGCGCUUUGACAAUACAGCUCAUUCAGAACCAUUUUGUUGAUGAGUACGACCCCACAAUAGAGGAUUCCUACAGAAAGCAAGUCGUCAUCGAUGGAGAGACCUGUUUGCUGGACAUCCUGGAUACGGCAGGACAAGAGGAGUACAGUGCCAUGCGAGACCAGUACAUGAGAACAGGGGAAGGAUUCCUGUGCGUCUUUGCCAUUAACAACACCAAGUCCUUUGAGGACAUCCACCAGUACAGGGAGCAGAUCAAGAGGGUGAAAGACUCAGAUGAUGUUCCCAUGGUGCUGGUGGGAAAUAAAUGUGACCUGCCAGCACGGACAGUGGAGACCCGGCAAGCGCAGGACCUGGCCCGGAGUUAUGGGAUCCCCUACAUAGAAACGUCGGCCAAAACCAGACAGGGCGUCGAAGAUGCCUUCUAUACCUUAGUGCGGGAGAUCCGUCAGCAUAAACUGCGCAAGCUGAACCCACCAGAUGAGAGUGGCCCUGGCUGCAUGAACUGUAAAUGUGUGAUAUCGUGACUAUGCUGACUGGACCCUGACUUGGAGAGGUGUCCGCUGUGCAGAGCACAAGGAAAGAGGUGAUGCGAAGGAAGAAACAAAUGGAUUCAGGGAGGAGUGGAGGGGGAGGGAGAGAGGAAGAGGACGGGAGAAGUGCCAGCCCCUCCAAGGACUAUCUCGCACUUCACCAAGGCCGGCAGCAGACGACUUUUGGUUCUUUCCCCAUCCCCUCCUCCUUUGGCCUCCUCCCAACCCGGCAACUGUACAAAGCUACAGAUUGAAUCACAGUAAAUUAUUAUUUGAUGGUCUCGACAAACCGUUUUGAUGGCUCUGUCCAGAGCUUGCUGCCAGUGGUGGCUCUGGGAGGAUCACAGGGAACAGGAGAGUGGGGAGGGGAGAUUCUUGGGUUUCAUCUCUGAGUGAACCACCACUGUGCUGCAGACCAGAAAGGCAACAGAGUUGGGCCAGUGAUUUCAACACGGGUGCAAGGCAAACCUCUGUGAAGCAGCUGUGAGCCCACAUGUUGUUUCCUGGAGCCGAGUGUUGUUUGAAGAGGUCUUGAGGUGGUUAAAGGCCAUCUGUUGGCCUCUGUGGGAAAAAUCUUGCGCAGGUAUCCCCAGGCAGUGCCAAUGAACAGUCAGAGAUGAAACAGAGGUGGGUUCUGUGCCCUGCAGAUUGGCGGCUAACGGGCUGCAGGGUGCCAAAGGCAGCAGCUGUGAUUGCACAAGGCCUCGCUUAUUUUCACAUCCAGGGAUUUGUCCUUUAUGUAAAAAGUUCUGCUGCACCACUGUUGUUGUCACACGCGUUUGUUUAAUUAGCACCGAAAUCCUCUGCUGGCCCCCAAGUUUUGGUUGGGUAGCAGAGUGCAACCAGCCUGAGCCUGUCCUCAGCAGUGCCCUGGGCAAUUUGCCUUCGCCCCAGACCGUGUGGGAUUGUUACAAGCUCAGAUGUGAUGCCUUGGAGCACUAGGGAGGAGCUGAGAGCAGCGUUUAGAACUGGUGCCAGUUGGGUGCUUCCUGGGUUUUUCUGCCCUGAGCGGCACUUCAAGCAGGGCAGGAGCAGAGGAUGGCUUCUUGUUCUACCCAGCUUUGUAUGGUAGCGCAGGGUUUGGAAAAGGCAGCAGUGGUUGGCCAAGGUACUUUGCUUGGCUGCUUGCAGCCUUGCCCAGCAGCAGGCAGCUGUCUUUCUGGCACCAGUUCCAAAGUGCUCAUGUGUUCUGGAGGCAGAAUUUUCCUUCUUCCCUGCAGCACCUGGCUGACACUAACACCUGCUUAGUGUAAACACCUUGGGCUGCUCCUGGCUGUCAGCAGGGUAUAAUCAGUCACCAAACCUGGCUGUCCUUUGGAGGCUGGUGCAUGGGCCUCCCUGUGGGCAUGCCUGCCAUCAGCCACUGUGAGUACAUCUGUACAAGGGGCCAGUGGCAUUUCUCCAGCACAGGCCAUGCUGUUGUGCAGGCUGAUGGGACUUGUGUCUGCGCUAGCAGACCCCAGCGAGAGCACCAGAGGAGAGAGGUGAUCCGGGUGGUAGAAAACCAUCGUGCAUGGACUAGCCCAGGCCUGAAGAGGUGUAAGUGCUCAAGGAGGCAGAGGCUGGGAGCGGCAGGGGCAGAGCAUGAGUCACAUCCCUCAUGUAGCAAAAUAGGUACAGGAACCCUUCUGCCCUACAGUACAGAGCCACGGCCCACUGGGAGCAUCCCUGUAAGCUGCCUCUCACCCCACUGCCUGUGCUCUGCCAUGUUGUGCAGUGAUACAAACACAGAACUACUGCUUGGCAUCAAUCUUUACUUUCGACCUGGGCAAGAACUGACUUGCACUAAGAGCUUGCUUUCGAGACUGUCUGCUGCAAAAUGUCAUGUCAGCACGUUCUUGCACACAAACCAGAGUUGCAAGGGAUGUGCUAGAGCAGUAACAGCCAGAACACAAAAUCCUUCAGCAGUUUGGCUGGGAGCAAGGAGCCACAGUAUGAGCACUUCCUUUUCAAAGAGGUUUCUACAUCCCUUAGGCUCAAGUUUUCUUGCUCAAAAAUGCUCUGGAUCUGAGCAAUACACUUGUUACCUGAGUUUGCUCAAGCGUCUUUAGUUGCAAAGCAAAAUUCUAUGCUGAAAAUUGGAGAUGAUAGGUUGGGAGCAAAAGGAGGUGCUAAAAGCUUGACACAGCAGCCCUUCCUCUCAAAUCAUGCGUUGUGAGAUUGCUGCUUAAUUCAGUAGCACAUCUUUGUUCCAGGACAUUGGCUUUAAGCUGAAGAAGGCCAGUCUCAGAGCAAUCAUGGCAGCUUUACAGUGUGGCAGUGAGAUUAAGGUAGGCAAAAACCAGGCCCAGCUGCUUCUCUCAGUUGGAGCUGUUGCUUUGGACUUGGUAUUUUGACUUGCUGACUUGGUGCUUGUGGUCUGAAUGCAGGAGAGCAUCUUGUUGGCAGAGCAGCUAUAACAGGAUGUUAGUAUUCACAAGUUUGCAUACUGAGUAUGAGUUGAAUACUGUCCAUUCAGUAGCUGAAUUUCUUGAGUCUGAAAGUGAUAUCAGGGUUACACAGUUCCGUUACAGUGACUGUAAGGCUAUAGAAGGAAUUACUGCAGUUGGAGUUGAUUUAGGAAUUUCCUUGUAGGCACUGUACGUUCUGGACCAUAAGAUGUGGUUUUGAGAUAUUCCAAUAACUCAUUUUCCCUUACGGCAAGGAGUUCGUUGCCCCUCUCUGUUCUGAUGCUGUGGCGUGAGCUUAGGUAAGUGGAACAGGCAGUUCUCUGAAGAGCUGCUCAUUGUAUAGCCAGGUGUCUUGAGCACUCAGUGCAUUUUGCUAUAGUUUGCACACCUGCUCCCAUUUGGCUGCCAUGAUCUCUUUAGCUGGCUGUGGCAAGGCUGGACUACACUUGGUGCUGUGAUGUGCACCUUGGGCAACUACAAACACUGUGACCAAGAAGGUUUCAGACAAUAUCACACCAAUUAACCUGCUGAGGCUGCAUCUCCUGUGAUGGAAGAGGGCCUUCUUUGAAGCUGUAGCUCUGUUCUGCUCAGAUUCAGCUCUCUCAGAAUGGACAAAUAAACUUUUCUCUCCUGCACCAUUCAAGAAUCUCACAGCCUAUUAGAGAGAGAUGAGAGUUCAGAGAGAUCACAGCUGAGUCAACUGAUGUAAUUGCUUACAAGCUCUUAAAGAUGCUGAUGGAGUGCUGGAACGAGUCUCAUACCUUUUUUGGUCAGUCAUAGCUGCAACAGAAGCACUUUCCCAAGCCAACAAGAGAUGGUAACUUCAAAACGGAGGAGUUCCUGGUGUUUGCUGAAGGUUCUGACAUUGUCUGAAUUGAGCUGAGUUUGCUGAAGUUGGCAUGGGAACUGCAUGGUGUUUAAGGCCUCUUCCAAUCCAAACCAUCCUAUGGCUCUAUGUUUCUGUGAUUAUACGAGUGCAAUGGGACAAGCACGACAGUGCUUGAUUCCUGGGUAAAUGUGUGAGCCAGAAGAUGCUGGCAAGAGGUGCACAAGGUACUGGUGCCAGCACCAGGGCAGUGCCACCACUCUGCUGUGGCAAGGAAGGUACAAUCCAGUGCCUGCAUGGCAUGCAGGGACCAGGAUGCCACUAAGCAACUCCUAUGUCUGUUUUUCAAUGACCAAGUGAGCUGGUGCAGAGAGAACAAAGCUCUGCCUACCACAUGGCUUAAGCCCAGCAUGACCCUGGGGAAAGCCCUGCCCUUCUGAGAAAAGCCACUGAGCCAUCAAACUUCCCGUGCUGCUCUUGGCCUUGUCUUGCUGGUGUAGCUUUGGGUUUGCAGUGGAGGAGCCAGCAAUUGGUGUAAUCACGGAGCUUGAUACCAAAGGGCCACUUUCUCUGCUGCACAGCUGCAAUACCCCGCAGCCUGCAGGAAGGACGUGGAGGGUGGAGUGCGGGAGAGGUGCUGCCCACAACGCAGUUCCUGCAGGAUGCUGUUAGUGAUGAGAGGCACCAGUGAAUGGCGUCAGCAUGAAUCAGCCCUGACUCAGCGGAUGCUGCGUUGGGGCACACCCGUUCUGUCCAGGCAUGGCCCUCUGAGGGCUUCAGGCAGGGAAAUCGGCGUUAGCACAAGGGCUGCGCUGGGCUGUGAGCACAGGGAGGCAGAGAGGAGCGGGUUCCUGUCCUGCUGCUGGGCCCCACUCAGCCCCCUGGCUGCCGCCUCAGGAGGGAGGCACAGAGCCAGGAUCAGCUGGGAUGCAGCUCUGUCCCAGCCACGACUGCUGCUUCAGCUAACGUCUCCACCAUUUGCACACACGGAAGCUCACACUUCUGCACGUGUCAGGGAAGCACCGGGCCCUGCCCCAGAACUGGAGCGAUUUUCCAUCUGCACGUUCACCUAUGAGUAGCCCAGCCCUUCCUCCUGCCUCUAACACAGCUGCUGCAGGGAAGCACGGGGGGGGGAAGCAGUUUUACACUAACCUUUCACUAUUACCACCAUGUCAAACAGAGCACUAUGCAUAGUCUUUCUGGAUCACAGCUAAAAGGAACGAGUGACUUUUUUUUUU
Molecule: messenger RNA, 5500 nt
Organism: Lagopus muta (rock ptarmigan)
Lineage: Eukaryota; Metazoa; Chordata; Aves; Galliformes; Phasianidae
Gene: HRAS
Product: HRas proto-oncogene, GTPase
Exons: 7
Coding region: 471-1040 (189 amino acids)
Biological process (GO): Ras protein signal transduction
Cellular component (GO): plasma membrane
Molecular function (GO): GTP binding; GTPase activity; GDP binding
Source: RefSeq, a predicted model, not a curated record